Molecule: messenger RNA, 429 nt
Organism: Dunckerocampus dactyliophorus (ringed pipefish)
Lineage: Eukaryota; Metazoa; Chordata; Actinopteri; Syngnathiformes; Syngnathidae
Gene: tshba
Product: thyroid stimulating hormone subunit beta a
Exons: 2
Coding region: 1-429 (142 amino acids)
Biological process (GO): G protein-coupled receptor signaling pathway
Cellular component (GO): cytoplasm; extracellular region
Molecular function (GO): hormone activity
Source: RefSeq, a predicted model, not a curated record
AUGAACACUGCAGUGAUCACCUGUGGCGUCCUUCUCCUGCUCUUUAACCCAGCGGCGCCCAUGUGCAUGCCCACUGAUUUCACUUUGUACGUGGAGAAGCCAGAGUGUGACUACUGUGUGGCCAUCAACACCACUAUCUGCAUGGGAUUCUGCUACUCCAGGGACAGUAACAUGCGGGAUAUAUUUGGGUCGCGCUUUCUCAUUCAGAGAGGCUGUACCUACGAAAGGGUGGAGUACCGCACGAUCCAGCUGCCCGGAUGUCCCAUCUCCGCCACCGCCGCCUUCACCUACCCAGUGGCCCUCAGCUGCCACUGCGGCGCUUGCCGCACCGACAACGACGAGUGCGCCCACAGGGCUGGUGUGGGCAGGGCUAAAUGCUCCAAACCGGUCAGACACAUGUACCCUGGCAGCUACGUGCUCCCUUUUUGA